Molecule: messenger RNA, 2607 nt
Organism: Brienomyrus brachyistius
Lineage: Eukaryota; Metazoa; Chordata; Actinopteri; Osteoglossiformes; Mormyridae
Exons: 2
Coding region: 743-2461 (572 amino acids)
Source: RefSeq, a predicted model, not a curated record
ACACUAGAACUCCCAGGUUUUUCUGACCCCCUCAGCCCUACCAGAGGUAGGCCAAAUGGCCCCUUGGUUUGAAACUAAGAACUCAGUCACCUACAAUUGGCUCCCAUUCAUUUGUAAAUGGGUGGCAUUUGUGGAAUGUGUCACUCCCCAUCCCCCCAUUACCUGAAGAACCCAUUACCUGUGAGGCCUGGCACAUUUGCAUUUUUUGCUCAGAGUAGCUAAAAUUCAAGGCAGGCCAAACCUCUGUGUGUGACAUGGAAACCUUCACAAAAGUCUGCCAUAUCUAUACCAAAUAUCCCACACACUGACUGACCUGCAAAUAUGAAAGACACACAUUCACAAAAUAUAUGGAAGCACAAGUCUGUUUUAUUUAUAAAAAAAAUUGAGUGUUUCAAACUUUGCAGUGUUUGUAUCGUCCCUGCAAUUGGCGCAAAUGAGUUUGUAACACUUUGCAUAGGUAAACCUGCUGCAAUUUCUGUUGCAGUUCUCUUGUACCUGGAAUCUUCUUUUGCCUUCCCACCCUGUACAUGCCUUGUACAGAAUGUAGGAAUUUGCCACCACCAGGUCCAGCAUGUUGUAAAACACAGCUACUGACAAACACCUCAGGACUCUCACCAGAAAAUAAAAAUUCAGUAAAUAUAGUGCUAAAGUAUUUCACGCAUGGCUGUGGUAUGGUUGAUUGUGGGCGGGGCUGUGAACUGGUGACAAGCUAAACUUGGGAAUAAAAGGGAUAGUUUACUACAUGCAUUCACAAUCUUCAAGAACUUACGGGUACGAACAAGCUGCAAAGAUGACAAGAGAUUACACUGCUGCUGAGGCUUUGGCUCUGCUGCAAAACAUGGACUCUUGUGACUCGGAUGGCGGGGAAGUAUCCAUUCAUUUGCAAGAGAGUUCGGACUCUGACAUGUCUUCAGAUGAUGAGAUGUGUUCUGGGUUAGAGAGUAGAACUCCUCUGAAGAAGAAAGGUCGGCUGGAGACACAGCCCACACAGAAAGAUUCCAAGUAUGAGACGGCAAAAGAUGGCACAGUGUGGGUUGAAGAAGAAGUAGGGAGGCCGCUCCCUCACGGCCAACUAGAAGGAUAUAAAUGUGAUGGAGAGCCAACAGAAGAAAUCAGAAGAACCGUCAAAAAUCGCUUGCAGAGCUUCUUGCUUUUGAUGAGUUGGGACAUCCUUCACACUAUAAGAAAAUGUACAGUUGAGCAUGGCCGCAAGAUGGAAGCAGACUGGGACAUGUCUGUAUAUGAACUGAUGGCGUUCAUCUCCAUCCUUCUCUGGAGGGGGGUGAUCAGAAUUCCGUCGCUGGCUGAUGCAUGGUCAGCAACAUUGGGGAUCUCGCAUGUCAAGAGCACAAUGGCUCGAAACCGCUUCCAGGACAUCAUGAGACACCUACGCUUUGAUGAUAAGGACACACGCACUCAACGGGUAGCAACGGACAAGUUUGCAGCGGUCUCAAACGUUUGGCAGAUGUUUGUUACUAACUGCAUCAAGUCUUACAACCCAGGCCAGCACAUCACUGUCGACGAGCAACUUUUUCCAACCAAGUCUCGCUGUCCUUUCCAGCAGUACAUUGCCUCAAAACCCGACAAGUUUGGAAUCAAGUUCUGGGUUGCAUGUGAUUUGAAGUCAAAAUACAUGUGCAACGCUAUCCCAUAUCUUGGCAAGGACCUCAGUCGUCCCUCUGGGGAGAGACUGUCCGAGAAUGUGGUGAUGAAGCUGAUGGAGCCUUUCAUGGACAAGGGAAGAACUGUCACCACUGACAAUUACUUCACUUCAUUGUCACUUGCUGGACGACUGCUCAGCCGGAAAACUACCCUUGUUGGCACCAUAAACAAGAUUCGUCGCGAGCUUCCACAAUCAGCCAAACAAUCUUCGGACCGGAACGAAUUCACCACACAGGUGUUUUCAACAACUGGCACUACACUCACAGUUUAUGCACCCAAGCGGAAGAAGACCGUCUGCAUCCUCAGCACCAUGCACAACAUAGUUGAGAUUGGGGAUAACCGAAAGAGGAAGCCAAACACAGUCACUGACUACAACACCAUGAAGUGUGGCGUGGACAUUAUGGACCAGAAGGUUCGACAGUAUACCGUACGUGCAGGAACACGGCGAUGGCCAGUCGCUGUGUUUUACAACAUGAUUGACAUGGCAGCAAUGAAUGCUCACGUGCUGUAUCAGGCAUGCACCGGAGUGAAGGAGAGAAGGGUGGACUUCCUGGCGCAGCUUGCAACUGAGCUUGCUAAGCGGUUUAUGCAAGAAAGGAUGGUGGACAAGGAGCAGCUGCUUCGGCAACAACCUGCCACACCACACCCAGGGAAAAGGGCCAAGUGUCAGGUGACCUUCCAGUGCAAGAAAAAUCAUGCAACCUUACGCUGUGUAGACUGCUACAAGUACACAUGUGGAAAAUGCAGAAAGGAGACCGAGUGGCAGUGCCAGAUAUGUGCCAACAGAUCACACCAAUGAACUGCUAAAAUACUGGUCACUCACACACACACAUACACAAACACCAGAUGUUGCACAUUUAUGUAAAUGUAUAUUUUUCUAUUAGUGGUAGUAGUUUUUAUAUUGCAUGUUUUUGUUUAAGAAAAUAAACGCUUUGAACUUUGGAA